Molecule: messenger RNA, 609 nt
Organism: Fraxinus pennsylvanica
Lineage: Eukaryota; Viridiplantae; Streptophyta; Magnoliopsida; Lamiales; Oleaceae
Source: the annotation of a GenBank genome assembly
AUGGAAAGGUGGAAGACAAAUUUUGAAAGGCCUCCUUUAGUGUCAACAACUGAAGCUUUAUUUGAGUUUGUUAAAUUUUUUAGGAGUUGCAGCAACUUGCUUCAGAGGUUGAUGAAGCACAAACAUGGAUGGGUGUUUAAUGAGCCAGUGAAUGCCAAGGCACUAGGAUUGCAUGAUUACCAUGAUAUCAUUAAGCAUCCUAUGGAUUUGGGUACAAUUAAGAAUAGACUGUCGCAAAAUUGGUACAAGUCUCCGAGGGAAUUUGCAGAGGAUGUGAGAUUUGUGUUUCGCAAUGCAAUGACAUACAAUCCAAGAGGGCAGGAUGUCCACGUUAUGGCUGAACAAUUAUCGGAGAUUUUUGAAGAGCGUUGGGCAGUUAUAGAGGCGGAGUAUAAUCAUUAUUGGAAGUACCGAAAGACUGUUCUUAUCAUGGAACUGAUUAACAAUGUUGCAAAAGCUCAUGGUGGUUUUUCCGUCUUUGCCUGUGUAGGAGAACGAACUCGAGAGGGUAAUGAUUUGUACAGAGAAAUGAUUGAGAGCGGUGUCAUUAAGCUAGGUGAUAAGCAGGAAUGGCGGUUACGGCAAAGGGCACAAGAUUUUCCUAAAUAA